AUGAUAUCUGAUCAUAUCGUCGUUCUUGGGGCCGGGGUUUCCGGGCUCACCACCGCAUUGCUUCUGUCUCGGGAUCCUUCAAAGAAGAUCACGGUAGUGGCAAAACAUAUGCCGGGGGACUAUGAUAUUGAAUAUUGCUCCCCAUGGGCAGGAGCGAGUUUCUUCCCGGUUGGAAAGCCGAACACCGCCCAUGGUAAAUGGGAACGAGCCAGUUGGCCAGUUUUGAAGCAACUGGCUGACAAACAUCCCGAGGCAGGUAUUUGUUUCCAACCUACACUUGUCUUUAGCCGCGCAGAAGACGUCAACUCUGCCACAGGGCAAUGGUUUGCAGAGCUUGUGCAGAAGGACCCAUGGUACAAAGAUCUCGUGGACAAUUUUGAGGAAAUUCCAGCUGAGAAACUGGGCUCCGGAAUCGAGAAUGGCUCACGCUUUACGUCCGUGUGCAUCAAUACCGCAAUAUACCUGCCCUGGCUCCUAGGUCAAUGUUCUAAGAAUGGGGUUCAAUUCAAAAGGGCGACAUUCAAACAUGUGGCCGAGGCAGGGUAUGCACACCACUCAGGCAAGAAAGCCGACGUCGUUGUCAACUGCACUGGAUUAUCUUCCAAAUCCCUUGGCGGUGUCCAAGAUGACACUCUUUUUCCAAUUCGUGGGCAGGUAGUCCUUGUGCGCAACGACCCCCACGCUAUGUACUCUGUAUCUGGAUGCGAUGAUGGGGAAGAUGAAGUUGCAUAUAUGAUGGCUCGAGCUGCAGGAGGCGGCACAGUCCUUGGAGGCUCUUAUCAGAAGAACAAUUGGGAUCCACUUCCGGACCCCAAUCUCGCUGUUCGAAUCAUGACAAGAGCCGUCAAAUUAUGCCCCAAACUUGUGAACAAAGGCCAAGGCAUUGAAGGACUCGAUGUUAUUCGACAUGGGGUGGGGCUACGUCCUGCUAGAGAAGACGGACCGCGUGUGGAAAAGGAGGUAGUGGAUGGUCUCUCCGUGGUGCAUAAUUACGGUCAUGGGGGCUUCGGGUAUCAAGCCUCGUAUGGUUGUGCAGCCACGGCAGUCAUACUGAUCAAUGAAGUUAUCCUAGAGAAGGAUAGAGCAAAGAUGUGA
Penicillium waksmanii is the source of this 1095-nucleotide messenger RNA. Its product is annotated as FAD-dependent oxidoreductase. The transcript is spliced from 6 exons. The record is from RefSeq and is a predicted model, not a curated record. Gene Ontology annotation, molecular function: FAD binding; D-amino-acid oxidase activity. Lineage: Eukaryota; Fungi; Ascomycota; Eurotiomycetes; Eurotiales; Aspergillaceae. Bases 1 to 1095 code for a protein of 364 amino acids.